This is a messenger RNA of Talaromyces atroroseus, 1716 nucleotides long. RefSeq lists its product as hypothetical. The transcript has a single exon. Gene Ontology annotation, biological process: protein catabolic process in the vacuole; cellular response to glucose starvation. Lineage: Eukaryota; Fungi; Ascomycota; Eurotiomycetes; Eurotiales; Trichocomaceae. The record is from RefSeq and is a predicted model, not a curated record. The coding region runs from base 1 to 1716 and encodes 571 amino acids.
AUGACCACCUUGCUUCCCAGCGAUAGGGACGACCUGCAAACACGCUUCCUUGCAGACAGCGGAGACCUGUUCACCGAUCCCAUGUCGGAAUACUUCGAAGCAGACUAUACAGCAGCAGCAUCACACAAAUUCCUGCCCUUCCGCCCCCCUCCCGCUCCGCAUGUUUAUACCCCAACCCUCAGCAGCCGGUCUUCCGAAGCGACGUCCGAUGCCGAAAGCGAUGAGAUAGCAUUGCCGGCAUUUGAGACGGAAGAGAUCGCGGCACCGGAUGACCAGUCUCAACCGUCAACGCCAAAGAUAACAGCCGCCAACACAGCGACUAACGAAGGGCUGGAUCCGUUGGCCGCGUUGUCCAGGACCUCGAGCGACGAUGCGUCGAUCGAAUCAGAGCCCGAAAGACAUGUAGACUACCUGUCGCACGACUGGCGCGAGGAAGACAUUUGGUCCUCGUGGCGCUACGUGGUGUCUCGCCGCGAUCGAUAUAGCAAUGGAGUGAGACUAGAGAAUGCAUCGUGGCGAACGUGGGCCAAAUCCAAAUACAGCUUACGGACUGUUUCGCCUGAAACAUUGAACUGGCUGAAGGAUUGUGAUGUGACCUGGCUCUACGGGCCGCUGCAAACAGAUAUCAAGUCACUUCCCGCCGCAUCUAACAGCAACAAACCCCCGCCGCCCAGCGGGCUGUCGUCGACCAACUCUUUCCUAGACCGAAAAUCUAUCCUCAAAAAGAAAACGGCCUCGGAGGCUAUUCUCCAACGCUCAUUAUCGCAACAUACCCUCUUGAAGCAUGCCGGGGCGAUACUGCAAGCUCAGAAAGCCGAACAUUCGCGGGGGAAACCUUCCUUUGAACGGGCCACGUCUGAUGUGGGUGCUCCCUUGGACCGAAUCCUGGACAGUCCAUACUGCACGCCUUCAGAGUCUGCCUCGUCGGGUUUGGUUUCGCCUAGUGAGAAACGACAUAUCCACUUCAACAAUGAAGUUGUGCAGUGUAUUGCAGUUGAAGCCAAGGAUUAUUAUGAAGAACGCGAUGUCGACCCAUCUUUAUUCUUCCUGGGCGAAGAGCUCGACGAUGAUUACGCCGGGUUCGACAAAGACGAUGACGACACAGAGUCCGACGAGGGAAUUGUGAUGAUGAAGACAUCCAAACGGUCCUCCUCGUCGUCGUCAUCAUCAUCAUUAUCGUCAUCCGCGACAACGCCUCAUACCAGCUUCCGCAGCGCUAGCAGCGAAAGCAAAACCAUUGCUCCUCUACCUCCAACUACCUUGAAAUGCCGCAGCGACACUCCUGAACCUAUCCCUACGCCGUGGAGCCCCCCAACCGAACUCUCCCCAACACCAUCUGUCGAGACUCUUCGGCCGUCGAGACCUGAGGCUAACUUCCUCCUUGACGACGACGACGACGACGAUAAAGAACACGUCGAUGCGCAGUGGCGUUUCGAUGGAAAGGGCUCGCAGAAACGCAGUUCCUCAAAGGCUUACGGUACCCAAUGCUACUACUCUUCGCGCGACCGUCCGUGGUUCGUCAACCCGGAGGACCGCGAGGAACUGGAAAAUAGCGACGACAGCAGCCGCGGCAAUCUGCAUCUGACGCCGUCGGGGAUGUUUAUGCCUUAUGACGAGGGGGAGUCGUACACGGGGGUGUUUGGCCGGAUGAUUGACACCGUCAACACGGCUCGCGAUAUUGCGCAUGUCAUAUGGAAUGUGGGAUGGAGGAAGUGA